This is a messenger RNA of Scomber japonicus (chub mackerel), 630 nucleotides long. Its product is annotated as dual specificity testis-specific protein kinase 1-like. Bases 1 to 630 code for a protein of 209 amino acids. Lineage: Eukaryota; Metazoa; Chordata; Actinopteri; Scombriformes; Scombridae. Gene Ontology annotation, biological process: protein phosphorylation; actin cytoskeleton organization; positive regulation of stress fiber assembly. The record is from RefSeq and is a predicted model, not a curated record. The transcript is spliced from 7 exons. Gene Ontology annotation, cellular component: nucleus; cytoplasm. Gene Ontology annotation, molecular function: protein serine/threonine kinase activity; ATP binding.
AUGAGUCUCUGCCUCGGGGUGCAGCAUCGCAUCACAGGUCAGGUGAUGGCACUGAAAAUGAACACGCUGGCCAGCAACAAAGCUAACAUGCUACGAGAAGUGCAGCUCAUGAACAGACUUUGCCACCCCAACAUUCUCAGAUGUAACCUACUUACUGACUGUUUUACUGUGCAGAACUGUCUGGUUCGCUGUGACAACGGUGCGUUCACUGCUGUGGUGGGAGACUUCGGCCUGGCAGAGAAGAUCCCAGAUUACAGUGAUGGUGCAGAGAAGCAGCCUCUGGCCAUCGUGGGCUCUCCCUAUUGGAUGGCUCCUGAAGUUCUGAGAGGAGAGCUGUACGAUGAGAAGGUGGAUGUAUUUGCAUACGGCAUCAUCCUGUGUGAGAUCAUUGCCCGGAUUGAAGCUGAUCCUGAUUUCUUACCCAGGACAGAGGACUUUGGUCUGGAUGUGGAGACAUUUGAGAACAUGGUUGGUGAUUGUCCACCAGCGUUCUUAAGCCUCGCCGUCACCUGCUGUAAUAUGAGUGCAGAGAGGCGCCCCUCCUUCUCUGACAUUGUCUUCACACUGGAGAGCAUGGAGAGAGGAGAAGAGGAAGAGAAGUCCAUUGCACUUGGUAAAAAGAUCAAAUAA